AAAAAAAAAAAAAAAAAACGAAGCAACUACUAUUUUUUUGAAUUGAAUUUUAUAUUUUCAAAAAUACUGGCCAACCAUAUGCUAAAUUGUGUUUUUGACUUUGUAUCAACUUCUGACUGGAUGUGAUGCUUUGAGAUAUACUUAAUUUUUAUUUUAUUUUAUUUUGCUGCCUAGAGGAAGAAUGAACAAUAUAUUAUGGGUUUAAGAGCCAUUGAUUUGAGUUAUAACUUUGCUAGUAACUGAAAUUUUACAACAAACUUCUUAUUAUGUACUACUGUUUUCAAUGAUCAAUUCUCAAAAGUUUCUCAUCCAAAUCUAUAUUUUUCAUCAAUCAUGACAUAGAUUAAUAACUACAAUGAUUUUCACCUUAAACAAGAAGCUUAGACCUCAUCCAAACUUUUUAUUUUUUAUUUUUUGAGAAAUCGACUUCAUCCAAACUUAAAUUGAUGAGAUAGCUACGAUUGGGAUGUUUCUAUUUGUGUUUAUUUGCAUUAGAUUAAUAGGUUGUGUCAAAGUUGUUUACAGGCCUUAAUUAUGAUUAGGGGUCCCCGUCCUCCCCACCAUAAACAGUCAACGCUAGAUCGUAUUACACUUGGAGGUAGUACCAGUAGCUUCCCCUACACCUGUCCUCCGCUUUAUCCUCAUAGUCAUGGCCACAGUUUUGGACCUAUUUGGUUUUGGACUCAACUAGUCCACUAAAUAUUCAUGAAAUGAUUUAAAAUAAAAAAUAAAAAAAAUAAAGGACAAAUUUGUAAAAUCACAGCCAGAGGUUACACUCUUUGGCUUCUAUAAAAGCUAUGACAAACUCGAUUUCUUCCUCGGCCGCACGAGUUCGAGAGACCAAACACAGUUGAUGUUUUCUUCAUCUCCUUCGAUCUGGAGUAAUAUGACUGUGAGACAGGUUGUUAGGGUUAAGAUACCCAACCUGACACACUUUUAUGGUUGUGAAAUUUCUCACAACCGGACUGUGAAGUGUGUCACUUUGGAUAUCUUGACCCUGACACCCAGGGUCACAAUUAUCCCCCGUUUACACGGGCUCUCAUCCACCAUCUUCCAGCCCAAGCCUGUUUGCCUCCCAAGAAAAUAGAUAAAGAAAAACUUAGUUUUUUAUUUUUAUUUUUUAAUUCUAUUGUUUCACGGUACUUUGAAUUUCGUUAAUGUUUGGUGCACUUUUUUUAUCUUUUUAAUGCAUAUUGGGUUUAUACGGGAGGGGUUGAUUUGCUUCUUUUCAUUCUGUUUUUACCGAUGAGCUAACUGAAACGGGCAGAUUUACUUGAGAAGAGAUUUUUAAUUAUUUUAAUAUUUUGGCUCCUAAGUGGAUGAGAAAUAUGAGAUCUCGUUCCGAUUUUCUUAGCUGAGGUAAUUGGAACUAGUAGAUUUACCAGAUUUUAAUUAUUUUUAAUAUUUUCUUCCUAAGUGGAAGAAAAGUAUGAGAACCGUAAUUUUUGUAUUUUAAUUUUUUUUUAAUUUUUUAUAGUUGAGAAAUAGAGUCAUACUUUGGAUAUUAAUAAAAAAUAAUAAGAAGAAUGGAGAGGUUAAUGUAACUUAAAGAUGGUUAGUUGAGUGAGUAGUGAAGGCUAUAUUAGAUAAUAGAAUAAUUGGUUAAUAUUAAUUAAAAAAUGAUCUAUUAAUAUAAUAUAAUUGAACCCAUUGAUUUAAGCUUUUGGGGUAGGUGAUGUUUCUAUACCUAAUUAUAAGUACUACUAAUUUGUUUUGAUAGUUCGAAAGAGUGGAUUUUCUUUGUGUCUUCUAUCUGUUUAUAGAAAUGCUUCAUGGUUCAUCUGAAAGUGCUAUAGAUAAAAGUAAAAGUUAGUUGAAAUAGUACCGUAAAACUUAUAAAUACUACUAAAAAUUGCAAUGAGGCCCAUAAAUAUUUGUAAAAAUAAGCUGAAUAGUGAAAUAAUUUUCAUUUUUCAUCCGUUCCCAAACGCAUACUAAGUAUGCUUAAGUUGAAAAUUUUGUUCAUAGCUUCAGGGAUGGUUGUUAGUUCCAGAUUUGAAAUGUAUCCUUGGCUUAUAAUUACUUAUUUGUAAUACUUGGCCGGUCCAUAUUCCCCUAGGCCCUCAUUUCUUUGAGAAUAUAUCCAGUUUUGGAGUUGAAGUACACAUCUCCUUCAUUAGUGUCAGAUCGAUUACUUGCUGAAAGUUGUAAUGUCAUUACUGCGUGGAAUAUUGAUUCUGUGGCCUAUAAGGGAGUCUGUGUUGCUUCUACACAUCAUUUCUAAGCGUUUCCUAUAUAAAAAGUAUGACCAGCUCUUUGUCACAUGGCUAAUGCAGAAAAUACAAGCUGGUAAAUUUUUUAACUCUGCUGUUUCCUUGCUUUUAUCUUGUCGUAUAUAAAUCCUCGAAGUCCCAUACUUUUUGUGCUCAACCAGCCAGUAGGAGAUGUCGGUGACACAAAAUCAAUGUCCCAGUGGUAUCAGGUGUUGAUGAUUGGACCUUCUCUAUGAGUUGAUUUACAUAGGAAAUCCAAUGCAGUAUUGUGAAUAAGGGUGUUCUUCUUUCUGGACCUCCUGGAACUGGGAAAACACUCUUUGCAAGGACAUUGGCAAAGGAAAGUGGUUGCCCUUUGUUUUUGCUUCUGGUGCAGAGUUUACAGAUGUUGAAAAAAGUGGUGCAGCACGGAUCAAUGAGAUGUUUUCUAUUGCAAGGAGAAAUGAUGAUGGACAUUUCUUGUCAAAACAAGGAUACCGUGAAUGAUUGUACCCCAAAGGUUGGUAUGGAGUUUGAUACGUUAGAGGCAGCUUGGAUGAUUUGGAAAAAUUAUGGAAAACAAAUGGGGUUUAGUGUUCGAAAGCAUUAUACAAAUAAAAGUAAGAUAGAUGGAGAAAUAACAUCGAGAAGAUUUUUGUGUUCUAAAGAGGGUAGUCAUAAGCCUGAUAAACGAGAUCAUCUGACCAGUCAACCUCGACAAGAAACAAGGACUAAUUGUCUAGUACGAUUGGGUGUUUCAUUAGUUCGUGAGACCGGAAAGUACAAGGUGUACGAUUUUGUAUCGGAGCACAACCAUGUUUUUCAUCUUGCAGCAACUACUUUCAUGAUGCGAUCAGAAUGAAAGAUGUCUAAUGUCCAAGCUUUUGCUAUUGAUUUAGCUUAUGCUUUUGGAAUUAAGCCUAAGGAGAUACAUGAGUUAAUGAGUAGAGAGGCUGAUGGAAGGGCUAAUCUUGGCUACACUGGAAUUGAUCAAAAAAACUAUCUUCGAACUAGAUGACAACGAAGCUUGAUAUAUGGUGAAGCCGGUAGUUUAUUAAGGUAUUUUCGACAACAAUUCAUAAUCCAUCAUUCCAUUAUGAUGUACAGUUGGAUAUCGAGAAGCAAAUAACUAAUAUAUUUUGGGCUGAUGCUAAAAUGAUAAUUGAUUAUGCCCAUUUUGGUGAUGUUUUUAGUUUUGACACUACAUUUGGCACAAACAAAGAAUUUAGACCUUUAGCUAUGCUUAUUGGUUUCAAUCACCAUAGAGAGAUGGUGAUUUUUGGGGCUGCACUUUAUACGAUGAGACAGCUGAAUCAUUCAAAUGGCUUUUUGAGAGUUUUUUAAAAGCAUAUGGUGGUAGAAAGCCUAAAUCUAUCUUUACUGAUCAAGAUUUUGCUAUUGCAAAGGCAUUAGCUGAGGUGAUGUCGGAGACCUGGCAUAGAUUAUGUACUUGACACGUAAUGCAAAAUGGAAUCAAGAAAUUGAGAAAUUUGAUGAAGGAUGGCUCAUUGUUCCUCCGAGACUUUAAAGACUACAUGUAUAAGUAUGAGAAUGAGAGUGAAUUUGAAGAAGCUUGGAAUAAAAUGAUUCAAACCUAUACAAUUAAGGAUCUUAGUUGGUUAAAUGGUAUAUACAAAUUGAAGGAAAAAUGGGCUAACUGUUACAUGAAGAGGGCAGUUACUUUGGGAAUGCGAAGUACCCAGCUUAGUGAAAGUUUGAAUGGGGAUUUGAAAGAUUACUUGAAAUCAGAUUUGAAUAUGGAUGAUUUUUUUGAGCAUUUUGAGAUGGUGGUAGGGCAGAAGCGGGAUAAAGAGUUAGAGGCUGAGUAUAAUGCUAGGGAAAAAUUACCUCAUUUGUGCUUGAAGAAUUCACCUUUAUUGAAGCAAGCAUCACAGGUGUAUACCUCUACAAUAUUUAAAGUGUUCCAAAAUGAGUAUGACUAUGCAUCAGCUGCAAUAAUAGAAGAUCGGAAUUGUAGCUAGCCAAUGCAUGAAUAUACUGUUGUGCUUUUUGAGAAAGUUGGAGAAUAUAAAGUAUUGUGUAGUCCUAUUAGUAGGACAAUCUCAUGCAGUUGUAGGAAGUUUGAAACAUUUGGGAUUUUGUGUUGUCAUGCUUUAAAGGUUUUUGACAUACUUGAUAUAAAGAUAAUUCCUGAUGCUUACAUUUUGAAGAGAUGGACAAGAGAAGCAAAAAAUGGGUAUGUCAUAGAUAGUAUUGGGAAGGAUGUCCAUGGGGAUGUUAACUUAAAAGUUACACAACUGUAUAGAAGAUUAUGUCCCAGGUUAGUUAGAUUAGCCUCACGAGCUGCUGAAAUCGAAGAAGCAUAUGCUUUGGUAGAGAGUGUUACAAAGGAAUUAGAAAAGCAGGUUGAAGAUAUUGCCAUGAAAUUUUCAAGUGUGAGUCUUGAUAAUUCUAAAGAUCAAAUGUCAUUGGGUGGUUGUGAAAUUGUGGAUCAUGGAGAACAUAUAAAGAAUUUAGUUGAAAAGGUUAAAGGCCUCAAAAAGAAAGAAGGUUGUAAGGGUCGAAAAAGAUGUAAAAGUUGGGUUGAACAACAAUCAAGGAGAAAGAAAAAAACUUCAACGAAAGAUACUAUUAGACAACAAUUAUCCAAGGAAAACAAUACCUCUUCUCUCAUAAAUUACAAUAACUCUAUCUCACCUGUGCAAUGCUAUUCACAUGAGGAAACUAAUCAGGCACCUAAUUCAAUGGCAUGGAUGACAUAUGAAGGUCUCCAGGGAAAUAGAUGCCAAAACAGUUUCAUUGAAUCAUUAACGGGAAUGGAUGUUGGGUUUGAUCAAGCACAAGUUCCUUUGGGUGACACAACAAAUAAUUAUGAUGCUCACAUGAAUUUUCUUGGUAUGUGAUUUUGAUGCUGCAAAUGCUAUGAAUGUUGUAAAAAAAGAAGAGGAGAUAGGCCUUUGUUAAUGCUGCCAAUGUUACAUUUUUCUUUUGUUAAGAUUGUCCUUGUUGUAAAAGAGAAGAGGGGAUAGGCCAUUGUUAAUGCUGCCAAUGUUACAUUUUUCUUUUGUUAAGAUUGUCCCUUUAUAGAAUAGGGGAUCAGCCUUUGAUAUGUAGCAUUUUCCCUUCUUUAAAACAAUUGUACCUUGUGCAAAGUUGAAACUUCUAGAUUUUAAAUCAA
Quercus lobata is the source of this 5331-nucleotide messenger RNA. Its product is annotated as protein FAR-RED IMPAIRED RESPONSE 1-like. Lineage: Eukaryota; Viridiplantae; Streptophyta; Magnoliopsida; Fagales; Fagaceae. The coding region runs from base 4178 to 5056 and encodes 292 amino acids. The record is from RefSeq and is a predicted model, not a curated record. Gene Ontology annotation, biological process: regulation of DNA-templated transcription. The transcript has 7 exons. Gene Ontology annotation, molecular function: zinc ion binding.